Messenger RNA from Sinocyclocheilus grahami, 1672 nucleotides. Its product is annotated as inositol-tetrakisphosphate 1-kinase-like. NCBI's taxonomy places the organism in Eukaryota, Metazoa, Chordata, Actinopteri, Cypriniformes, Cyprinidae. Bases 370 to 1080 code for a protein of 236 amino acids. The transcript has 8 exons. Gene Ontology annotation, molecular function: magnesium ion binding; inositol-1,3,4-trisphosphate 5-kinase activity; inositol-3,4,5,6-tetrakisphosphate 1-kinase activity. The record is from RefSeq and is a predicted model, not a curated record. Gene Ontology annotation, biological process: inositol trisphosphate metabolic process. Gene Ontology annotation, cellular component: cytoplasm.
CUCACAGCGGAUAAUUCACGAACCUCCUGUCAUGCUUGUUCAGGAGGAACAUACACACGCGCGCGCGAUCCAGACUGAACUGAGCCCAGCCCCACCUCAGGAGGAGGCUGUGCUCGCUCUCUAGGUGUCUGGAUUGAGAGCAGACCGCAUUCGAUCCAUCUGAUCAUCACCAGAGCGCCUUUAAUUCGCAGUCUCAGCGACAGACAGACAGCAACACGAGUCAUGGAGACCAGACUGCCCUCCAGCUAGCUAACUGCUAUCCGACCGGAGCCCGAAAACAUGCGCUAGACAGCAGGGUUCUAUACGAAGACCGUUUCCUGUUUUCACUGGAGUGACACUGCUGUCACAUCUGGCCAUCAGAAGCUGAAGAUGCAGACUUUCCUGAGAGGCAGACGAGUGGGCUACUGGCUCAGCGAGAAGAAGAUGAAGAAACUCAAUUUCCUGGCCUUUGCAGAGAUGUGCAGGAAAAGAGGAAUAGAAGUUGUUCAGCUUGACCUGAGUCAGCCGUUAGAGGAGCAGGGUCCCCUGGACGUCAUCAUUCACAAGCUAACAGACCUGAUCCUGGAAGCGGAUCAGAAUGACACUCAGUCCCUGCUGCUGGUCCAGCGUGUGCAGGAUUAUAUUGACGCUCACCCAGAGACCAUCAUUCUUGACCCACUUCCAGCCAUCCGAACUCUACUGGACCGCUGCAAAUCCUACCAGCUGGUGCACAGGAUAGAGGAUUGCAUGAGAGAUGUGAGGAUCUGUUCUCCUCCAUUUAUGGUGCUGAACAGUGAGUGUGGCCCAGACACGCUGGAGCAGAUCAAGCAGCACGGUCUUACAUUCCCUUUCAUUUGCAAAACACGGGUUGCUCACGGAACUAACUCUCAUGAGAUGGCUAUAAUAUUCAACGCAGAGGACCUAAAGGAUGUGAAGCCACCGUGUGUCAUUCAGAGUUUUAUAAACCACAAUGCUGUGCUCUAUAAAGUGUUCGUGGUGGGUGAGUCGCACACUGUGGUGGAGAGACCAUCACUCAAGAACUUCCCCUCUGGACCGUCUGGUAAACCUUCAGCCCACACUUCAGCUCUUUAUAAAUGUUAAUUCCAUGAAAUGGAAAUCCUGCUGCGAUAUGGUUCGUUUCACCGCGAUUGGACCGUUCAGUUUGUUUAGGCGUGAUUUACGUUACAGCAUUCCCGCUGUAUAACCCAGAUGCCUUUGCAUAGCUGACUUUGCAGUGAAAAGAGUCGAUCAAAUUUUGCUGCUACCCAGUCAGCAGAAGCGCUUACCCGAGUCUGGGUUCCACUGAGGGCUGCUGUAAAGUACGGUGCGUUUGCAUAUGCUAAUGUACUUGGAGUCCAUGCAAACCAUUUACGGUUACUGGGAGAGCGACCUGUUAGUUUAAUGCAAAUUCAGGAAGUCAGCUCUGUGCCUGAACUCAUGCUGAACUCCACAAAGCACAAGUACACAUGCCUUGGCUUCCAGCAGUAUUCAAAUGAAAAAAACCUGUUUAGAAGAUUAAAACAAAGAAAAAAAAGGGAGUUGCAGUGUUUCUAAAGACAGAUCAGGCUGGUAAUGAUUUCGAAGAAUUCUACGAAGACGUGAAGAAAAAGGCUGAUGAAUUUCUUAAGCAGGCUUGUGAAGUUCUUCAGUAAGAUUUAGGAAAUCAGAGUUAAUGCUGCGGUACUUUUCAGUU